Messenger RNA from Fusarium vanettenii 77-13-4, 2979 nucleotides. RefSeq lists its product as uncharacterized. Lineage: Eukaryota; Fungi; Ascomycota; Sordariomycetes; Hypocreales; Nectriaceae. The transcript has 8 exons. The record is from RefSeq and is a predicted model, not a curated record. Gene Ontology annotation, molecular function: protein binding; tRNA methyltransferase activity. Bases 1 to 2979 code for a protein of 992 amino acids. Gene Ontology annotation, biological process: wybutosine biosynthetic process; tRNA methylation.
AUGGUGAAAGAAAAGCCCGUCGCCUUACGGGCGACCAAGACUCAGGCGCUCGAUGACCUGAUUAUGGGAACAAACAGUAGUAGCAUCGUAUCUAAGCGGAGCGUCGAACGACUUUACUACCCUCACGAGUUGCAUUUUUUCCGCUACUUCGUUCCCAAGUUCCAACGGAGAGCUCCCCUCAUCAACCGGGGAUACUGGUUGAGGCUACGGGCUAUUGAUGUGAUUGUGCACAGCUGCGAAGACACUGUAUUCCUUGACGUCGACUAUCCUGACUUGAUGCGAAAGAAGCGAGCAAUCGUUCUUGGAACACCAGAACUCAGGGAGCUGCUUGGGCCUGAACCCUACAUCAGCGAGAAAGAUACAGACCAUGUGCUUCUCCGCAGUGACAAGUACUGCCAGAUUGGAUGCGAUCUACGAGAGCUCGAUGCUUUGCGCCAGUGCCUCGAAACAUUUCUGCCCCUAUCUGACUGCUCAGUACUGUUUGUUGCUGAGGUUUCGAUAACUUAUAUGGACACAGCGUCAGCCGACGCUCUCAUCCAGUGGGCUAGCUCCAUUGGUCAAGCCGAGUUCUGCCUCCUUGAACAAAUUCUCCCUCAUGGCCCUGAGCAUCCCUUUGCAAGAACCAUGUUGAGCCAUUUCAACAAGCUCAACACUUCGCUCAAGUCAGUCCACCAGUACCAGACUCUUGAAAGCCAGCGGCAGCGGUUCGAAACCCGAGGUUGGGGCCAUGUUGAUAUUUGGGACCUCUGGGAAGCUUGGAACAGCGAGGUAUUCCUCAGUUCGGCCGAAAGGGCUGCACUCGACGAUAUUGAGCCGUUUGAUGAAUGGGAGGAAUUUGUCCUGUUUUCGCGGCACUACUUUGUCAUGCACGCCACGGCCUACCCCAAAAACGACCAAGCUACUGGGCGGUACAGCCCAUUGCCUACCCCUGAACGGGUUGUCAAGGUGGACAUGAACGCGCUCGGCUCCCUGGGAGCACCAAAACGUCGCUUUGGCGCUCCAAUGAUGGCUACGAGUGCGGAAGGAGGCCAAUACUUACUCAACACCUUGGGGAUGGGAAUAAGUGCAAGGCUUGAUUCCUGCGAUGUGUAUUCAGUUCAAGCGGACAGCCUACCUUUCCAGAUGGCCCCUGUCGGGCCGUCCGCGAGGCUGUGUCACACCCUCACGGAUCUUGGAUCUUCUGGGGUCCUGCUGGUUGGAGGCCGUGCCUCGCCGUCUCGAGCUUUUGCAGACUGUUGGCUCUUCAACCAAGUCUCCAACAGUUGGGAGAAAACAUUUGACCUUCCAGUCUCACUUUUCAGGCACUCUACUAUCCGCCUACCGAACUCAUCUCUGGCUUUAGUUUUCGGUGGCAAGACAGGGCCAUCCAAGAUAUCACCCGACUACCUUGUCUUCCAUCCCGUUAAAGGGUGGCUUAAAUGUACGGUAUCAGGCGUUGUUCCCGACCCUGUCUUUGGUUCCUCUGCUAUCACUUCAGUUGACGUGGCGAGCAAGCCGGGAACAUUCCAAGGUUUGCUAUGUGGAGGCAUCAUGGAAGAUGGGAAAAUCAGUGACAAUGCUUAUAUCUGGACUAUUGAUGUUACUGGUAUCGAGCCAUCUAUUCACUUCGAGAGUGUGACAGACUUUGACAAACAUGCGUGGGCGCUGUCCGUGUUUGGUGCUCAGUCGGUUGAUACAGGCCCUCUGACUGUCUUGUGCGGUGGUGUCGGACAAGACCCAUCUUCGCAAGGACAGUCGGUUGCCUGUGUCUCCCUUUCUGGGGGACGACUGACUACGUUUGCGGCGAUGUUGAGCGACAAAGUUGAGGAACUGCCCUUUAUGGUUGGAUCUUCGGCUAUUUCCUUGAAUUCUAGUCUUGUCAUUGUUGGUGGAGGGGCUACGUGCUUCUCGAUGGGAACAUUCUGGGACACGAAUGUUUACACGGCUGACUUUACGAAUGUCGUGCCUGACGCUUCUGGUCCACAGUCAACCAUCUGCAAGCCACUGAGUCUUGGUUACGCGGAUUCGCCCAAGCUCACACAUCCUAGUACCGAUGGAGCAGACCGACUCGUGCCACAAGGCAAAGCUACGAUCACGACGAUCCCGCGCGUUCAGUUGAAGUCGGGAACCGGAAUGGAGAAGCUGAUCCAAGAAAGAAAGCCGGUCAUCAUUGAGGGUCUGGACCUAGGCGGAUGUGUGGAGAAGUGGACGCCAGAGUAUAUGGUUCAGCGUUUGGGCGAGACAAAAGAGGUCAUCGUCCACGAGUCCCAAACCACCACGGGCAAGCUGGACUUCAACUCCAAGAACUUUCGCUACGUCACUGAGACGUUCAAGGAGUUUAUGGGCAAGGCAGCAAGGGGAGAGGGCCUAUACCUCCGUGCUCUCUCAGAAGAAAAGCCUUCCGAGGCGCCAGCGAAUCUUGCUGAGGACUUUCCCUCCCUCGCAGAAGAUUUUCGGCUUCCGACAGAGCUCAACUACAUCACUGAGCGACUGUUUAGCUCCGUAUUGAGAAUAUCUGGACGUGCCAACAUGUGGUUGCACUACGAUGCGAAGGUCAUGGCCAACGUCUACACGCAGAUUCGUGGUUCGAAACGCAUGAUACUCUUCCCACCUACUGAUGUCAGGCAUCUGGCAUUCGCGCCUGGUGCCUCAAGUUCAAGCCUGGAUGUCUUUUCUGCCCUUGACCAGCACCAGCUAGCGUUGACUCACCCAUACGAGGCGAUGCUGAAUCCGGGCGACGUCCUGUUCCUCCCUGCCAUGUGGUUUCACACGGCGACCCCAACGGCGGAUCUAAGCGUGGCAGUCAACGUCUUCUUCCGCGAUCUGGAGAGCGGGUAUUCAACAGGCCGGGAUGUGUAUGGGAACAGGGAUCUGGCGGCGUACGAGAAGGGAAGACAGGACGUCGCACGCAUAGCCAAGAGCUUUGAGCGGCUGCCCCCUGAGCUUCGUCACUUCUACCUUGCUCGACUUGCAGACGAGCUGUUGCACGAGCAGGCCUGA